UAGUGAUUACAGAAAGUAUGGGAGGACCCGGGCACCUAACAAGGACAAACAUUAGCUCGGACUUCACGCCAUGGCCAACACGACGGUGAAAGGCGCAUUAGCGAUCCAUGGCCAAAAUCCCCAAUUCCUUGUCGAAACUGUCAUCCGCAAUCGAAUUUGGGAGUCCGUCUACUGGAAGGAACAUUGCUUUGCAUUGACGGCGGAGUCCCUCAUCGACAAGGCGAUAGAACUGCGUUACAUCGGGGGUGUCUAUGGCAACCAACAUCCCACUGAAUUUCUGUCUCUGCUCCUUAAACUUCUUCAGAUCCAACCCGAAAAAGAGAUCCUGAUCGAGUAUUUACAGGCAGAUGAGUUCAAGUAUAUGAGAGCGCUAGCUGCAAUGUACAUCCGAAUGACGUUUCGCGCAGUCGAGGUAUACGAGACUCUCGAACCGCUGAUGAAAGACUAUCGGAAACUGCGCUAUCGCGAUAUGGCGGGAUACUCACUAAUCUUUUUCGACGAGUUUAUUUACCAGCUGCUCAGCGAAGAGCGUGUAUGUGAUAUCAUCUUACCUCGCUUGCCGAAGCGGCAAAUAUUGGAAGAAAGUGGAGAACUUGGGCCACGCAAAAGUCGGCUGUUAGAGGCCAUGGAGGGCAAGAGUGAUCAUGGGGGCAGUGACCGCAGUCGAAGCUCCAGUCGUAGUCGCACCACGGACAGGAGCAGGAGCAGGAGCAGGAGCAGGAGCAGGACUAGCGAUCGGUCUCAAAGUUCAAGUGUAUAUCAUUCCAGGAGUCCAAGCGAGGCAGGUUCGAGAAGUGGUUCGCCGUCUGCCAACAGGUUUGUUUCACGCAGCCCAUCUCGGUCGCCCUCACCUCGUAAUAUGUCACCUGACGGAAUGGAAUUAUAAUGUAUCACCUAUAUAUUAUCUGUGUCGUAAUUCUCUAUGCAGAUGCAGUAUUCUCGGCUGG
Messenger RNA from Pisolithus orientalis, 947 nucleotides. Its product is annotated as PRP38 family-domain-containing protein. NCBI's taxonomy places the organism in Eukaryota, Fungi, Basidiomycota, Agaricomycetes, Boletales, Pisolithaceae. The transcript has 5 exons. The coding region runs from base 71 to 886 and encodes 271 amino acids. Gene Ontology annotation, cellular component: precatalytic spliceosome. The record is from RefSeq and is a predicted model, not a curated record.